Messenger RNA from Cutaneotrichosporon cavernicola, 1122 nucleotides. RefSeq lists its product as uncharacterized. The transcript has a single exon. The record is from RefSeq and is a predicted model, not a curated record. The coding region runs from base 1 to 1122 and encodes 373 amino acids. NCBI's taxonomy places the organism in Eukaryota, Fungi, Basidiomycota, Tremellomycetes, Trichosporonales, Trichosporonaceae.
AUGUACAACGGCGGCUCCCCAGACAUCCACGCCAACUAUCCCAACAUCGGCCACCCCUCCAGUCCCAAGCACGUCCUCCUCUCCUCCAACCCCAACCACGCCCAACCCCCCUCCAACCCCAACUACGUCCUCCUCUCCUCCAAGCCCAACCACGCCCAACUCCCCUCCCACCCCCUCCCAUCCACCCACCCCUUCGCGGCCUCAAUCACUCCCGCCACAAAAGUCUGGACGGCUCCACCUCCACCGCCCCUUAUCGACUGGGACAUUGUCUGUCCGCCCACCACCCCCCCUCCCCCCAUGUCACCCACACCCACCCCAACAGGCCGAAAGCGUGCACUUGCGCUCCUCAAGCCCAAGGCCAAGUCUGCCGACUCUCCCCAUCCCAAGACGAAGGCCCCAAAGUUCAAGACCAAGUCGCUUCCACUCGUGGCUUCUCCGCGCCCGCCUUUCAGCUCGUCCAUCGCGUCUCCCCCACGCCCUUCCUUGAGCUCAUCUAUGGGAUCGCCCAAGACCCCAAAGUCCAACAAGUCGGCAACACCCACCACCACCCCCCGAGGGAGCUUGGACACCCCAGCAUCACCAGCCUCCUCAGCUGGGCCGCUUACGCCGCCCAGCUUCCUGCGCCGGUUACCGAGCCUGCCGAACCUGCGCCGCAAGCGCAGCACCGAGUUCAACUCGUUCUGCCAACCUCCCAUCGGAUACGAGUGGGUGCCACUCUACCACGAGCCGGAGCACACCGAACAAGUUUCCACAACCGAGAUCGAGUCGGUCCAGUCACUCCCCAUCCCAAAGUCGUACGUCUCGGAGCCUUACGCCUCGGAGCCGUACGACCUCGUUACUUCUCCCGACUUUGAGCCCUCCAACACCCACCCCGACGCACCCGAAACUAAGCCCGACACGCACAUCCCCGACGCACCUGGAACCACCCCCAACACAGCCGACACCCAGUCCUACCCGCCAGACAAGCGCACGCGCCGACAGGGACGGAUCUUCACUCCCGGCUUCGCGGACGCUCUGCGUGCCGAGCUCGAGUGCCGUUGCCCAACGCCUUGUAGGGACGCGGGGGCGUUUGACGACACCCAGGACAUGGUCGCGCAGCUCUGCGCCUUCGGGAUUAUCUAG